GAUAUGGUAUCAUUUCCACCCAAUAAAUUUUAUGACUUUGAUGAUUUUUUGAUAAUGGACAUGUUUUUAUGAUUGUUCCUAUAAAUUAAUCCACAGGAUUCUGAUGAAGCAACUCAUAGAUUUGAGCAAUCAUUAACAAGUAUUAGAGAUGAUAUGCUAGUUUUGCAUAACACCGUGAAUGUCAUUGCAAAAAAUAUGGAAACAUUUAAGAAAGAUAUUGUUUUGGAGUUGAAGAAUGUCAUUGCAAACAAUAUGGAAACAUUUAAGAAUGAGAUUGUUUUGGAGUUAAAGAAUGUGUUUGCAAACAAUACGGAAACAUUUAAGAAUGAUAUUUGUUUGGAGUUAAAGAAUGUAGCAAAAAGGGAACGUACUGGACAUACCAUUGAUUUGGACCUAAAUGAUAUCGUAGAAGACCUUAAAAAUGAGACAAAGGUGUUGCCUAAGAAAGAGUCUACAUCUCUAGUCCAAGAAAAAAUGGACCACGAUGAUAGUUCAUGUUAAAAAAGAAUCUAAGAAAGAGUCUACAUUUCCAGUUCAAGACAAAAGGCACCAAGAUGAUACAUCCAAACCUAUUUGUUUGGAGUUAAAGAAUGUAGCAAAAAGGGAACAUACUAGACAUACCAUUGAUUUGGACCUAAAUGAUAUUGUAGAAGAGCUUAAAAAUUAGACAAAGGUGCUGCCUAAGAAAGAGUCUACAUCUCCAGUCCAAGACAAAAUGGACAAAGAUGAUACAGUUCAUGUUAAAAAAGAAUCUAAGAAAAAGUCUACAUCUCCAGUUCAAGACAAAAUGCACCAAGAUGAUACAGUACCCAUUAAAAGAGAAUUUAAGACGGUGUCACCAUCUCCAAUACAAGACACAAUAGAGAAUGACCACAAUGUUCACAUGGUUGGGCUAAGCAAAUCCAUACAAAAACCUGGUAACAAAACAGACCUAUCUCGUAAUGUGGAUGUGGAUAUGCUACAAUUAACUUUCCCACAUAACGAUAGAAUUAUUGCAUCAUGUGUUACACAUUCUGCCAAGAGUAAAGUCACCAAAUCUCUAAAACGUAGCCCAAUUGUCACCUCCCAAGUUGUAGUUCCAAAUUUGAAAAAGAUGAAAAAAAUCAAAGAUACGUCCCAGGUGAAUCCUUUAAUGUGUACAUUAAUAAAUUAGGGUGUGAAUACAACAUAUUUUCCUAUGUUAAUUAUUAUAUACUAUAUUGUUUUAGGAAUCUGGACUGGUUGAUGAGGAGAAUAUCAAUGAGUUCGCACCAUUUACUGAAUUGGAGAAGAUCAUAUGCAAUUAUAUUUUCAAUAAUAAGGAUCU
Quercus lobata is the source of this 1306-nucleotide messenger RNA. RefSeq lists its product as uncharacterized. The transcript is spliced from 2 exons. The coding region runs from base 716 to 1153 and encodes 145 amino acids. Lineage: Eukaryota; Viridiplantae; Streptophyta; Magnoliopsida; Fagales; Fagaceae. The record is from RefSeq and is a predicted model, not a curated record.